CGAGGACGAGGCGCCGCCGCCGCCGCACGUGGCAUCAGCUACGGUUGCUUCCCCGCUCCCACACGCAGGCAGGGCAUCCCUUCCCGGCUGCCCUGGACCGCUCGCCUUUGCCCGGGGCGCCCCUCACCUGCCAUGAUCAUGAAGGAGACCAGCGACUCCAAGGACCAGCAGCUCACGGUGGCACUUCGUAUACGGCCAAUCAGCAUGGCAGAGCUGGAAGAAGGAGCCACAGUCAUAGCCCACAAAGUGGAUGAUCAGAUCGUUGUACUGAUGGAUCCAUUGGAAGAUCCCGAUGAUGUGCUCCGUGCCAACCGCUCACGAGAGAAAUCCUAUAUGUUUGAUGUAGCCUUUGAUUUUGCUGCUACCCAGGAGAUUGUGUAUCGUGCCACCACCAAAGGCCUCAUUGAAGGUAUCAUCUCUGGGUACAAUGCUACUGUUUUUGCAUAUGGCCCUACUGGCUGUGGAAAGACCUACACCAUGCUUGGUACAGACAAUGAACCUGGCAUUUAUGUGCGGACACUCAAUGACCUUUUCCGUGCAAUCGAGGAGACUAGCAAUGACAUGGAAUAUGAGGUAUCUAUGUCCUAUCUGGAGAUUUACAAUGAGAUGAUCCGGGACCUCCUCAACCCAUCCCUGGGCUACCUGGACCUGCGUGAAGAUUCCAAGGGUGUAAUCCAAGUGGCAGGGAUCACGGAGGUCUCCACCAUCAAUGCUAAGGAGAUAAUGCAGUUGCUGAUGAAAGGCAAUAAGCAACGGACCCAGGAGCCCACAGCAGCCAACCGGACUUCCUCUCGCUCCCAUGCUGUACUGCAGGUCACCGUGCGCCAGAAGAGCCGCAUCAAGAAUAUUAUGCAGGAGGUGCGCGUUGGCCGACUCUUCAUGAUUGACCUGGCUGGCUCGGAACGGGCAUCUCAGACACAGAACCGUGGGCAGCGAAUGAAGGAGGGGGCUCACAUCAACCGCUCCCUGCUGGCUCUUGGCAACUGCAUCAAUGCUCUGAGUGACAGGGCAGGCGUCAAAUAUGUCAAUUACCGGGACAGCAAGCUCACACGCCUUCUGAAGGACUCCCUUGGGGGGAAUAGCCGGACUGUGAUGAUUGCUCACAUCAGCCCUGCCAGCAGUGCCUUUGAGGAGUCUCGAAGCACCCUAACUUAUGCUGAGCGUGCCAAGAGUAUCCGCACCACGGUAAAGCGUAACCUUCUUAAUGUCUCAUAUCACAUUGCCCAAUACACAAGUAUCAUUGCUGACCUACGAAGCGAGAUUCAUCGGCUGCAGCGCAAGAUUGAACAACAAGAACCACGCUCAAAGCGGCCUGAUAUCCGCAGUAUUCAAGCUGAAGUACAACUCCAUGGGAACUCUUUUGAGAGACAAGAGAUGGACCACCUGCGGGAACAGCUCAUCAGCACCUUCCGAGAGCAGAUGGAUGUACGGCGCCACCUCAUGGAAUUGGAGAACAACUACAUGGAGAUCCAGAUUGAGAGCUCCCGCCACCUACUCACAAUCGCUGACUGGGAACAGGAGAAGGCUUGUCGGACUCGGAAGUGGCAAGAAGAACGAAGGAAAGAGAGCUGCAACAAAGAGGAAAGUGAGAAGGACUCAGACACCGGUGAUGAUCUCUCGGACGUGCCAGAGCCACAGGAAGUGACGUCGGCCAGGGAGCACAUUGCAGCCCUCCUAGGGGAACAAGAUAAACUUCACAAACAGAAGGCGGAGCUGGAGAGGCGGUUCUGGGAGGUCCGGCAGCGUGGGCACAGGCUGGAGGAGGCCUUGCCGUGGCGCAUCAGCUCCGAAGAGCAAAGGGAAGUGCUCAGCCUCCUGUGCAAAGUUCAUGAGCUGGAGGUGGAGAACACAGCCAUCCAGUCGGGCUCCCUGCUCAAGGACAACCUCAUCCGGCACCAAGAGCGAACGGUGCGCCGCUUUGAGCGCCACCGGAGUCUUUGCCACCGCAUCAUCCACGAACAGCGGCAGAUCAUUAACGAGUCUCAGCUGUCCGUGCCGUCCCACCUGGAAGAACUGUAUCAGGCCUACCUUCAUGAGGUAGAAGAGGGAGGCUUAGACCGAGUUGCUGCCAUUGACCGAGCAGCUGCUAAGGCUCUUAAGGAUACGUCUGUGCCAAAGCUUCCCCCACUAACAGUGGAAAAUGUCGUGGAUUCUGACCAAGAGAGUGUAAGGACACAAGGCUCAGAAUAUCAGCAGCAGCCAUGGCAGGAUUCCCGGAGGGCUACUCUCCCACCCCUCGUUCCUGAGACGGAAAGUGGUGAAGCAAGUCAGGUGUUCAAGACCAGUCCCCGGGCUCGACGGAUCAAGAAUUCAGCCGUAGUGGCCCCGCCCCCUAUCCGUGUCAACGGCAUGAUCAGUCAAGAGUAUGCACCCCGAGACAGUCUGGUUAGCUUGAGUAGCCAACGAAACUCCUCCCCUGACAGCAGUGAUCACUGUUCAGACGGCAUCCUGACACAUGGAGCAGAACGCAAGGAAAUAGUUAGUGGUACCAAAAACAUCACUGUCAAGGCCGCCAGGCGGCGCUCCCGAGUGCUGGAGUCCAACCGGCUGAAUCUGCGGGAGCCAGCCAAGGAGCACAGCAGCCUGUCCCUGCACUCUUUGAGCGGGAGCGAGGACCCUCUCGGCCAGGAGACACCCGCUCUCGGCCAGCCGGCCAGCCCCAGCCUGCAGCACGCCAUCAGUGAGGACAACCUGUCCACCAGCACCGGGGAGACCAUCUCAAGGAAGAACGCCCCCAGGCGCUCCCCUGGACCCUGGCUUCGGGCCAGCAAAAAGGGAGGCAAGAAGCUUGAGAAGAGGGAAGACUCGCUAGAGGCCAAAAGGAGGAAGCGACGGUCACGAUCCUUUGAGGUCACCGGCCACAGACUCCCGUGUCCAAAGAACAACACUGGCCGCCGUCAUCCACUAGAAAGCAGUUCUGAGCACAAGAUGAUGGGGAUGGGGAUGACACACAACUCCCGCAGCACUGGAAAAGCUGCAGGGCAGUUAUCCCGGGUGAGACUUCCGGCAGCUCUGCCACCAUCAGGCCCCAGUGAGUUCUCCUCUCUUUCUAUCACCUCCAACCAAACUGGUAUCCCUAAGAAAGUCUCACAUCCCAACCAGCGCCCUCCACGCCUUAACUACAUCACCGUGAAUGGCACCAACCCUCAGGGCAAAGAUGGCAGGAACCGACGCUGCUAACAACUGAAGGGGACUGAAGCUGAUUGGGAAGCUCCAGAGAGCUGUCUUGGGUGCCCCGGCUGGGAAGCAAAGUGGCCAAAGACAUUACGGGAGGGGAGAGCUUACUGUGUCCAUAGCUGUGGCCACCCAAAGGACAGGCCCAGAAGGGUUUUGUGGCUCAUUGCAGGUGUUCCUGGUCAAGACCUUCUUGCCACCACAGAAGUCGUUUCAGCUCCUGGACUGAACCCUCCAGUCUGAAAAAGCAGGUUUCUGGAUUGACCACCCAUGCAGCCAAUACCCCAAUGACACUGCAGGACCCCUCACCCUGCAAGCACAAAGCCCUAGUUUCAACGGAAGUGUCGCAGCUGUGUUGUGCCGUUGUGCUCUGGGAGAAGAGUGCCACAAGAGCCGUGUGGGAUCCGACAGUGGAGAGGGUCAGCCCGUCUGUGCGGGCAGUAUUUUUGCAUUAAACUAAGUAGUCAAAUUGGCACCUUGAAAACUGGCACCUUUCCCUAAUGCCCCUCAAGGUGAGAGGUCUCUGGGAGUAGGAAGGGGAACGCGUGAAGCCACACAGUUUCAUGUUGCGACCACAGGGGUAGAGAAAGAAAUGGCAUGCUCUGAUUUGACUGCCCUUUUUCCAAUUGGAGGAAAUAGAGCUGUUUGCCAGCUAAGACCCAACCAUAGUUAAACGAAGGGAACAUACAAGUUUUUAAGAUGACUUGUACCUUCUGGUGUGUCUCUGAUUGGAUAGGUUGUCAUGAGGCUUCCUUCGCAGAUAAGUCAUAUGAUUCUGAGAAGUCUGUAUGAUGUGUUACAAAUGCUGCUUUUUGUGUUUUUAAUGAACUGUGACAUACCAGGAGGAAACCGGAAAUUGAACUAUGCAUUUUUUUCCCCAAUACCACCUCCUAAAACAUUAACAGAAUCCUUUUUCAGCCUCUUGUGUUCUUUCCUGCUGUCUAUGGUUGCAAAGACUCCAUUCCUGCCAAAGAGGAGAUGCUUCGCAUCCAGCUGCCUGGGACCAUGAUCUCCACUAGCAGUGGGUUUACAUCUGGAUUGUGUGGCUCUUUUAUUCCUAUGCACCAAUGUACACCAUUGUAAUACACUCCCUCCCCCAGUGUAUUCAAUUGGCUGCUCCCAGCAUGUCACUUCAGGUUUUGUCCGGAGGGCACCAUGCUUCCCCUUCCUGCCCAGUUGUGAUGCAUGUAGUUUCCCACACAAGACCCAGCUACCCAUGUCAGAUGCCCCCUUGUAAAGAUUUUUUAAUUCAUCUUCUCAGUCCAUUCCCUCUGUAUUUCUUUCCAUCUGUCCUGCCUGGAGACACUGCUGCACCUCCCCCCCAAAAAAAAGAGUGAGAUGAAACGAGGAAGAGAAAACCUUGAUUCUCCCAGAGGAUAAAUGGACAGGUUGGGAGACAUUCUCCCCUCUAAAAUCCAUGGCAAAAUGAGAUAACUAUUUUAGAAUCAUUUUCUCCGACUAAUUUAUUUUUAAAAGCUAUUAAAUGACUUCCCAGUUUUGAAGCAGGCUUUUCCCCAGUGGUGUUUCAGACAUGUAACAAAGGCAAAAUAUCAUUUUAACUUCCCCUAUGUAAGGCUAAAAUAUGAAAUUAAAUUUCUCAAGUUCUGUCAUUUAUUUAUUUUUGGAUGGGUGCAUUAUGAUUUUAGACUUAGGUUACUUGUUCACCAUUGCCAGAACACGCCACCAUAAUCAUUUCCCAUUGUCUGAGUCUCCCAGCUGGAAACUUUCAAUUAAGAUUAAAUUAGCACCAAACCAGCCAACAAAAGAGCUCCAGAUGAGAAGUUCUGGUGAUGGAUUUCUAAAAUAUUUUUAAAGGGUUUCUAAAGAUUUUCUAAAGAGGCACAAAUUUUAGCGAACUGGCCUUUUAAAGGUAUGUUUGGCCAUUAAUACCAGUGAAGUCCAUGCUCCUUUGUGAACAAGUGAUAGAAAGAGAGGAGCAACUUUUGCCCAGCAGGAGGAUGUCUUAGAUCCUAGGUUUUGCGAUACUGUAAUGAUGUAUCCUACCCUAGCUGCUUUUCUUAUCUGUGACCUGAAUAGAGUCUUCUUGAUUCUUACAAGACUGCCAAUCAUACCUAUCCCACCAGUCAAAGGUGCCAUUUAUAGUUCAAAACCACCCUCGGUCAGUGAGGCUGCUAGUGUUUCUUUGGCAUCCUUUUCCUUGGUACAUGUGAGAUGAGAAGUGAUCCUUACGUUCAGUUUGAACCUCAGUUCCAUAACAUGGCACUUAUGGACGGUUCUAGUAGGUAUCCUUAGCCCAUAGAAGCCCUUGGCAUGUGAGAUUGCAGACUGUUAGAGAAGAGCAUAUGCUUGAGGUCCAUUAUUCUAAAUCAGCUAAUGUUCUUUAAGAGGAUACAUGUGAUCAGCCUCAUGAGUGACCAAGGGUUUUCUGUCUUGAAAUACAUGAGAAUAUGCGGUACAACAAUUUGCUCAAAGAACCAUCUUUGUCUGGCCAAUCAUCUUUCUAAAUAUGACAUCUGAUGGCUGUAGUGGAUAUGUCAAAACAAACAGCAAUACAGAGCAAAAGCUGAAUGUGUCAUUUCUCUCCUGUCCACGUUUUCUUUAGCCUGAGGUGAUGAAUGCCCAAAAGAUGAGAGAUGCACCAUGGAGCAAUGCCUGUCCUUCUUCCUAUUCACUUUCAAACUAAGCAGCUCUGUGUUGUAUCCAUACAGUACCCAUUACACAGUCCCAAAUGUCAGUGAUUUCUACAAGCCCGUUUUCAUUAAAUGAUAAGUGUUCCCUUUACUAAAGAUGAAUGACAAUCUUUCCUUUGCCAGGCUCAAUUAGAAACAAAGCAUGAUAAGUAAUAAGUAAAAAGCACUAUAUUUUGAGUCACAGUCCAUAUUCUGCAUACAGAUGACCUUGCUCUCAAAUCUUUAUGCUUUCCUUGUCCCAUGAAAUAGUUUCCAGGCUGUCAGCUGCUAGCAUAAACUGAGUGGGGGAGCUGGAGAAAGGCUUACUUUUCAGAAAGCCUGCAACAUCUCAAACAGAUGGGAACAAGCCCAGUUUCCAUCACCUGGAAGUUGAGACAUGGAAAACAUGAGCAGGCUGAAAAUAGGAGCACUGUAUAAUAUAUAGAAAAAGGAAAAUUUGGGAGACUGAAACAGCAAUAGAAACACAUUCUGUGAAAGGUAAAGGUUCCCCUUGACAAUUUGUCCACUCGUGUCCGACUCUAGGGGGCGGUACUCA
This is a messenger RNA of Pogona vitticeps (central bearded dragon), 6360 nucleotides long. RefSeq names its product kinesin family member 19 (gene KIF19). NCBI's taxonomy places the organism in Eukaryota, Metazoa, Chordata, Lepidosauria, Squamata, Agamidae. Gene Ontology annotation, molecular function: microtubule binding; microtubule motor activity; ATP binding. The record is from RefSeq and is a predicted model, not a curated record. Gene Ontology annotation, biological process: microtubule-based movement.